GCACUAGCCCUAGGCUGUGUCUUCUGAACCAAUUCCAUUCCUCUCAAAACUCAAGUUAUAACAAUGGCACCCAGGAAGUCAAACCCCAUGGAACAACCUCCAGCUGCUUCCUCCGAUGAUGGGGAAGAGAGCUCUUCUGAUGAACUCACUUCUUCUGACGAUGAUCAUGUGACUUUGUCUUCUCCAAAACCAAGUCACUCUGUUGCUUCCGCACCGCAGAAGAAGUCUCUUAGCUCUGAAGAAGAUUCCGGAUCCGAAUCAGAGUCCGAAUCCGAAUCCGACCCGGACUCAACUCCGAAGCCUGUUGCCACCAAACCCAUGGAAGAAACCCCAAAAGCCUCAACUACUAAACCCAGGUCGAAAGCUCCGGCAAAACGCCCUAAUGAGACGGAGGAGACUCCGAAGGACUCCAAACGGACGAAGAAGAAUGAAACAGAUGCUGAUCCGGUUGAUGAGGAUCAGAAGAAGCCUGGAGAGGAUACAAAGAAGCAGUUGUUUCAAAGACUCUGGAGCGAGGAGGAUGAAAUUGCUGUGUUGAAGGGGAUGAUUGACUUCACCACAAAAAAAGGGGUGGACCCAAAUCAAGAUAUGAAUGCUUUUCAUGAUUUUAUCAAAAAAUCGCUUCAUGUGGAUGUUACAAGAUCUCAAGUGAUGGACAAGAUUAGGAGAUUGAAGAAGAAGUAUGAGAACAAUCUUGGCAGAGAAAAGAAAGGUGAAGAUCGGACUUUUUCGAAACUGCACGAACGACAAGCUUAUGAAUUGUCUAAAAAGCUAUGGGGAAGUGAAGAUACUAGUGGAGUUCUUGAAUCAGCUGCAAAGUCGAAUGGGAAAGCAAGAAAGAAUCAAACCCAGAGAGGGAAUAGUAAGUCCUUGCCUAUUUUAAAAGCCGAGUUGAAUGAUGGAGGUAAGGAAGGGGAGAAGAUGGAGAUUGAUAAUGACAAAGAAGGUAACUUGAGCAAUGCAAAAGUGAAGCUUUUGUUUAAUGAGAGUGUUGGGAUGGCUGGCUUGGAGGAGUUUGUAAUCAACCAGGGUUUAGAUAUGAUUGGAGGAGCCAAAAAGGAGGAAUUGGAGGAAAGGUGGAAGCAGUUGCAGAUUGCUCAGUUGCAGUUGUUUGUGGAGCGGAAUGAUUUAAUUAAGGAGCAAACUAAGUUAAUGUUGGAGGCCAUGAAAUCAUCAGGUUGAUAGGUUAUUAGUUGUUUUGAGGUAUGAUUUAUGCUUUUUGUGGCUGUUUUGAGAAUAACUAUUAAGGUAUUGAUGUUUUUGUUUAGUUUUGAUUAAUUGUGGACUUGUGUGGUAUUUGUGAUUAUAUCAUUCUCUUGAAUGUGGAGUAGUUUAAACUUACUAUA
Mangifera indica (mango) is the source of this 1346-nucleotide messenger RNA. Its product is annotated as probable transcription factor At1g11510. Gene Ontology annotation, cellular component: nucleus. The transcript has a single exon. NCBI's taxonomy places the organism in Eukaryota, Viridiplantae, Streptophyta, Magnoliopsida, Sapindales, Anacardiaceae. Bases 64 to 1182 code for a protein of 372 amino acids. Gene Ontology annotation, biological process: regulation of DNA-templated transcription. The record is from RefSeq and is a predicted model, not a curated record.